AUGGACCUGAUCAUCACGCAGGAAUUGGCCCGUGCCCGGAACCAACAAGAUGCAACUGCACUUCGAAGAGCUUAUGAACUGAUCAAGUCAGCAAACCUGGGAAAGUCGGAGCUUGACCCCACAGAGAGCUUCAGCCCAGACCUGUUUGUGCUGUGUGCAGAGCAGGCACUCAAGAUGAAAGAGCCUGAGAUGAGCGAAGACUGCAUCCAAAUGUACUUCAAAGUGAAGGCACCAGUCACUCAGUUUCUGGGCCGAGCUCACCUGUGCAGGGCCCAGCUUUGUGCCCCACAGUCAGAGGAAAAUGUGGAGGAAUUUGAAAAUUGCGUGACGCAGUACAUGAAGGCUAUAAACUUUGCAAAAGGAGAGCCAAGGUAUUACUUCUUGGUAUUCAAUGCUUCUGUUCUCUACUGGCGCAUGGUGCGGCCAUUCCUCAAGCCUGGAUAUCACCACCUCGUGAUUCCCAGCCUCUCCCAAAUUGUCAACGUGUUAAAUCAGACAGAAGAGGAGGACAAGGAGUGGCGGGCAGAGCUGAUGAUAGAACUUCUUGAAUGUUACCUGCAAGCAGGAAGAAAAGAGGAUGCUACCAAGUUCUGCUUGACAGCAGCGCCAUUUGUCAAAAACCACGUGCCACAGAAGUACCGGCAGAUGUUCUCAACCAUGGUUCGUUAUGAGGUACUAGAUGAUGAAGUGUUGAGGGAAGACAAGAAGCAUUCCGUUACUCUGUACGUCACUUACCACAUCAAUUCACUGAAAGCGAAGUUGGAUAAAAGUAAUUUGCCAGAAAACAUGGAGCAAAUCCUGAGGAAAAUGUAUAGAGAUUUAAGUCAGUACCACCACCAGCGCUUCCCCGCCAUCAGAGAAGAAAAAAUCCUUUUGCUUUUUGAACUGGGCCGCCUGUGUCUGACCCUGAAAAAUGAGGCAAUAGCCAGUGACUGCCUCUCAUACCUGAAGAAAAUGGAAAUCACAGAUCCUAGCAAGCUGCUAGAAAUUGAAGGUCUGGAGUGUGAAUUAGAUGCUUUAAGACUGGAAAGCAAGCUCAAAAUGUACCUUCGAGGAGCCGUUGAGGAACAGCUACACAUCAUAAAGAGACUAGACAACAUACUGCAGCGGGCCAUUCGCCUGGGUAACCCCACGACCAUCCAUGUGCUGUGUACUGCACAGUGGAACACCUGCCUGCCCCUGCUGCAGCGCAACCUGCGACAUCACCUCCGGAAGCCACUGACCAACAUCGCUGAGAUUCUGGAAAAGGUUGAUAGUCUCAUGAUCCUCAUGCGCUGCCAAGUCCACAUGGAGAUGGCAUACAUUGAGCAGGAUGAUGACCGGGUGGAGCCUGCCAUUGAGCAUAUGCAGAAGGCCAUGCGCCUGGACAGCCUGGGUCUCUACAAGGACAAGAUCAAGAUAACUUACCGCCGGCUGCAGCUGGGUACCAUGCUGUACCAGUCUCCUGAUCGUCCUGAAGACAAGGCCACUAUGGCCAUUGAACAGGCAAAGAAAGCCACCCUGAAAGACAGUGCCCGGAAGAAACGUGCAAUCCUGGUGAACGCAGGCCUGGCUCUUGCCCCCGACACCUUCCAGAUUGUACUAGACAGCGAGAAUGAAGCCAAAGUUUCCAUUGGGAAAAUCAAGGGCCGCUUCACCUACCUCUGUGCAAAAGCUCGACAUCACAUCCUCUGUGUGGACAAAGCUGCUGGGCACCUCCGCCGCCUGGGAUAUGAGAAUGAUAAAGAGAGAAUUGUGAUUUGGGCCGAGUUGGCCAAGGUUGCUUGGCAGCAAGACGUGUGGGAUGUCUGUCGCACGGCAACACGCUUCUGCCUCCUGUAUGACAGUGUCAAGACGAAGAGGUCCACAAAGCUAAAGCGAGGAAGGAAGAAAAAAGGAAUUGAGGGCUCUGUGCAUGACUGGGGGGGUCCCUCUGAGGUGGUCCUGCAUAAGCAGAUGGCCCCUGACCUGCUGAGGAAGAUCGCAGAGGUUUCGUUCAUCAGUGCUGAGGCCACGGUCCAUUUCCUGCGCUUGGAAGGUGUACAGCUGAACAACCAGGCCAUUCCUCCUGAGGACUUGAGCCAACACCCAGCUGGCUAUGUGCCUGAACCACCAGAGAGCAAUUCAGAGUGGCUCACGUACAGAACCUGGAUAGAAAACUUGUCACAGUAUGCCAUGAACAACUGGAUGCGUGCUGCAGAAAUUGGGCAGGAGCUAGGGGAGUCCUGGAUCGUGCAGAACGCUGUGGUCUAUGUUCUGAACCACAACCGGCAUCUCAUCUUGGCUGGGAGGCAGAAAGAGCUGGUGGAGUCCCUGUUCCACUUCCUGAACAUCAUCAAGGUCACUGGAUACAUGGGGGACUCGGUCCUGUUGGUCAUGCUCUGUAAUGCCCUUGCUCGAGGCCUGAUCAUGAGCUGGAUUCCCACCCAGACAGCUGAAAAGUUGAAAAAGAACGUGCGCCCUACCUUGGUUCAUGGCCCACUGGAGUCUUCCGCUCUAUCGGACAUCAGAACAGCUGUGGAGGUCUGUGAAUUUGCACUGAACCUCACCAAUGGGAACGUGCCAGAAGACAUCGUCCCCACCAACGUAAGGCAGCACCUCAUCUCCACCUGGGUGAAGGCCAAGCAGCUGCUGCAGCAGCAGAUUGGUCCGCGGCUGGGCACCGAUGAACAGAGUACCAAUGAAGACAUCAGCUCCAUGACCAGAGUCCUAGUUGCCCUUGAGAUGUACUCGUGCAACGGGUUGGGCCUCAUGGAUUUCACUGUGCCCCCGCUUGUUCAGGUGGUGAAAAUGGCCUCCGAGUGCAACUGGUCAGACCGCCUGGUGGAGCUACAGACCCUGACACGCCUCACCCAUUUUGCCUAUAUGGCUCACGACCAUGAGGUCACCAUGUCGUGUUCUCAGAAUGCCACACAGAUGGGCCUCAAGCACCUGAGGUCGUUUGAACCAACCAAUGCCAAGCUUGCAGCAGAAAUGCUGUGUAUGGUGUCCUGCAUCCAGGGCCGCAGCAUCAUGGAAAACUUGAAAGGCAGGAAGCAGCUACGACUAGCAGCAGCCAAGGCCUUCGUAGAAAGUGCCAGGUUUGGGGGCCUGGCAAACAGCAAUUCCCUGGUGAUGAUGGCUGCCCGGCACUACUGGAACACAUGGCUCCCACUUCUGUCCUCACCGGCCAAUAGGAAGAAGGCCAAGGCAUCCCUCCAGAGAAUCAUCGGCAUCAUCAACAAGACGGAGAACAAGAAGCAGGAGACAGAGAAAACACUGCCUCUGCACCAGUGGCCGACAGCUGACUUCCAGACUGGAGGGACAGCACCCGAAAUCCAGUUCCUCCCAGGGGCUGAGGAUGACCUCACACUCCGUGCUGCACUCUAUACUCUGCUCUUCAACAGCCAUGCUGACCGGAACGACUGGGAGAUGGGUCUUAAGGUGCUAGAUGAGGCUGUGCAAGUACUGCCGCGGACAGCCCACCGCCUCUUGAUUUUCAAACAUAUGGUGAUUGUGAAGGCCAAACUUGGGCAGAACUUCACCAUGGAAAUUCAGAAGUUUAAGGAUGAGAAGGAAGGCUAUUUGGCAAGCAUGUGGUACCGCCUGGCCCAGAACUCGAGAAACAUCUGUGGAGAGUUGACCUGCUAUCAAAAUGCUAUCCAGGCACUGCAGAAGCCAGAGAACAACUGGCAAAAGGUAGACUACAUCGUGGGGUUCUGUGAGUGGAUGUAUUAUAAGCAGUUCCCUCUGGACGAUGUGUUUGACCACCUGGAUUGGGCAAUCGAGAUUCUGCUAUCCAUGAAACCCACUGAAGACUCCCUCGAGCCAGAGCCCAAGAAGGAAGGGCAGACCUCCCCUGCCCAGUCUCCCACAGAGAGUACAAUGCCUUCAAAUCUGGAGACAGUCUCCUUGGACCAGUUUCGAAGUGUGAGGCAGUUGGAGUCCCUGGCCCGCGUGCACAUCCUGAGAGCCUUGAUGGCAUCCCCAAGCUCCUCUUCCUACGAAGAUGACUGCUUGAUGGCCUAUGGCUUCUUCAAGCACAUUUUGCAGAUUUCCUUGACAGAAGGAGUAAAACUAAUUCCAGAAAAGAAUAUACAGGUAGCUAGUUCACAAUUGUUAUUGACCAAAAAGGAGAAGGAGAAGGAAAAAGAGAAGGCAAAAGAAAUGAAGCAGGCUGGCAGCCUGUCCUCUCCGUGUUGGGCCACAGAGGCAUCCAUCUCAGGACUCCACGGUUUACUUUUCUUCCCCCUGCAGAUUUCAACCCCAGCUUCCAGCAAGCCACCUGAUGAUAUCCCCACUACCAUAGGUGAAUGGGCAUCCUACUCCUGCUCUGAGGAGCUGCUGUAUGUGUUCAAGCAAGACAAGAGCGACUGCACUAUCAACUCGUCAAGUUUCCAGAAGCCCACUUACAGUUUGUACUACAUAGACCAUUUGGCCAAAGCCUUGCAGAAUAUGUUCCUUCAUGAGCUCAGCAUCCCGAUCCUGCAGCUGGGUGUGCUCAUUGCAGAUGCUGUGGUGGAGAGCAAGAGCCUUGCAGACCUCUACCACUUGCGACUUUUACAGGUGUGCUCUGAUCUGAGGUUGCACUACGCAGCAACUCAUCAUGAAGAGGUGAUUGGACAGGCAUACUUCGGGGACAUGGAGCAGGCCAGCUGCAGAAAAGAGAUUGCAUUUAAAAAAGAGAAGAACAAGGAACCUGUGGUGGAAGACAGCGUGCCAGCCCUGCAUGAGCAGCUGACCCCGUCACACUCUGAAGAGGUGAAGCCACUGAUAGCACAAGACAAGAUUUUGAAGGUAAAUGGAGAGACCGGCAAGGGCCUGGAAGGGACAUCCUACCCCCAGCUGUGGAUGCUCAAAGGGGAGGUCCUGCUGGAGUUGGAGCUGCACCAACCAGCCCGGCUGCUCCUGUCUGAGGCCCAACAAGCUUUCCAGGAGCUAGGCUAUACCUGUGCAGAAGCACAGUGCCUGUUGCUUCUAGCAGAUCUGGCCAACAGGGAAAAGAACCAUGGGCAGGCUAUGUUCAUGGUUGAGAGGGCCCAGCAGCUAGGCGGAUCCGAGGAGUUCUGGUACAGUUCAACCCUGACUCUGGCUGAGGCAAUCUUAUCCUCCGAAGAUGAAGGAAAAGAAAUCUCAGUUUGUGGCCUGUUUCAGAAACUCAUAGAUACUUUCAGGGCCCUCCAGAACGAAAGGCCGAACAGAGUCUCCCUGCUGGAAUUCUUCAUCAUGGAGCUAGAGGCCAGGUGUGUGACACUUCAAAUCCGAUUUGCCUGCGACCUGAUUGGCAAAGAACUUAAGUCGUACCCAAUUUUGCUGAGAGAACUAGAAGAUCACCUGUUGGAAGUUGAAGAAAACUUUAUAUUUGGUGGCUACCACAAAAAUUAUGUUGACUUAAAACUGGAACAUGCAAGGAUAAAGAGGUUAAGUGCUGAAAAGGAAAAAGAUGAGGAACAAAGGACUGCCUACUAUCUGGAAAUGUACUCACUGUCCCAGAAAGCUAUAUCUGAGGAAGAAGAACUAUUUCACAGAAUCCAGGCGAUACUGUCCCUUCAAGAUUUGCAGAACAUCAACUCCCCGCUGAUGAGGAGGCUGGCCCGCCUCAAGCUCAGCCUGGCAGAAACAUGUCUGGACAUGCUGCAGAUCGUGUGCAAGGAGGCCCUGGAGCUGCAGAUGGAGCAGGGCUCCUUUGAGAAGCUACUAGCAGACUUCCUUCAGAGCACCAGUGACUUCUCAUCCAUCGGCUUGCAAUGGUUCUUCCUGAAGCGGACCCUGCCUCACUUGGUGCUAACACAGCUGGAGAGUCUGCAGCCACUAUGUGUGGGCUGCACAGACAUCCGUGCCCAGCUCCUGAUGCUGGCUGGGAAGGCUCUCCAUCUCCUGUCCGUGCAGAUAGAUCCGGUGUAUCCUUCCUUCUGCUGGGAGGAAGAACUCUUGGUAGGUACUAAACAGAACAGCCUGAAAUCGCUGGAGACGGACACAGAGGACAGGAGUGUAGACACCUCCUCCAGGAACUCAACAAUCUAUAAGGAAGCCCCCAAGGAGCAAAGCCGGAAGGCUGAGGGUCUGAAGAAGAAGGUAACGCUGGCCCAGAAGUUCCUGGCUCAGGCAUCAGAGGUGUUGCUGCAGUGUAUACAGACUUCCCUGAGCAACAACCUUCUGGACAUUGCAGCCACUGCCAGCUUAGAGAUGGUGGAAUGCAUUGGCAACCUGGACCCCAUAACCACCUGCCAUUUCCUGACACUGUCACAGAGCUGCUCAGCCUCAGAGAUGAUGCGGAAGGUUUUGCUCACGGCCACGAGCAACACCAGCAGCUCCCAGCUGGCGGCCCUGCUGCAGCUCCACCAACGCCUGAGGCAGCAAGACAAGAUGUCCACCAGCCUGUUUGCCAGUGUAGAACAGAAGCUGGCCGCCACUUCCAGGGCAUGGCAGAGCCUCUGUGUCACAGAUCAGCAUUUCAACAUCCUGAAUGAGAUCGCACCCAUGUUCCGGCUCCUCUUUCUGCAGCAUUCACAAGACAGGUCUUGUCUGUAUGGUGCUGCCUUUGAGAAACCAAAGUACAUGCCUACACCCAAGGGGAAAUCGAUAGCAGUGGGCGGUUAUUGCAAGAUAACUCGGGUGGCUACGAGUCCAACUGCCAUCUCUGACAUGUUGACCAAUAUCCGGUGGUUCCGGAAGUACAAACAGGUCCAGGAGCCAGACCAGUGCACUCACAGUCUCAGCAGCAUCCUGGAGCACACAGAAGAAUAUCUGAAGCCCAUCAUGCCCCUGUUCACCUUCCCAGAUACCAGAACUCAGAUGCCAACUGCUGUGGGGGAUGCAGGGAAAAAUAAAGGCAAAGAGAAAGAAAGGAAAGUAUCUCUCCCUUCAGGGCAGCCUGACCCUGAGUACAUAAUCCUGAUCGUGGACAAGCUCCUCCUAGAGCUUCCCCUCGAGGGACUCUCCGUGUUCAAUGAGGUCACCUCCCUGUCACGAGAUUUUUCUCUCCAGAUGCUGUGGAACCGCCUCCACAAGGAGGAGUUAGAAGGCAGUGUGAAGAAAGAGACCAAGAGCAAGGACUUAAAGAAGAAACCUCCAGGAAAGAAGGGCUUGAAGAGUACCAUGAUCCGGAUCAUCCCCCCGGAGUGCACCCUAAUCGACUCAGACACCAUCAAGUUUGUUGUGGACCCUUAUGAUGAGGCCCGGGACAAAGACAUACUGAGACCUGUCUUAGUAACCCAGGAAAUCUUGGAAAAGUACCGAGACUCAUUUGCUGCACGUUGGAUAGGGUUCCUGGGAAGCAGCCACUUUCCAAGCCAGGCUGACUGGGAGCAGGUACUGGACAGCUGCAGAGGCUUUUUCUUCUACGGGAUGGAGACCUUCCUGUCCCACCUGGAAGUAGAAAGACUGGUAGCCAUGGAUCUGCAAGAAUGCCAGAUGAUGGUCCUGCUGGACUUGACAAGGUCCUCUCAGAGCCGGAAGCGGAAGGUAGAGAAUUCAGAGGGCCAGAGUGUAUCACAGCGGUCCUUGGAGAAUCCCAUCGAGACUGCCAUCCUUCUGAGUCUGAUAGGGGUUGAGAGCAUUGUCAACAACCAGUGGCCCACACACCUGAAAGACAACUCGCUGAGAGCCACCAUCCUGUGGGAUAACCUGUUAGCAAUUGGCAAGCCACUUGGGAAAACAGUUCGUCUCGUGCAUAGGCUACAAAAUGAAACAGGUAGCCAAGAUGAGAGCCCCCAGACCUUCAAGGAUGAGCCGUUGUCUGAGUUACGACUUCACCACUUUGAGUCACUCGCCAUUUCACUCAACUGGGUUCUGUAUGGUCUGCCCCACCAAGCCAUUGUGUGA
Grammomys surdaster is the source of this 7782-nucleotide messenger RNA. RefSeq names its product cilia and flagella associated protein 46 (gene Cfap46). Gene Ontology annotation, biological process: cilium movement involved in cell motility; axoneme assembly. The transcript is spliced from 59 exons. Lineage: Eukaryota; Metazoa; Chordata; Mammalia; Rodentia; Muridae. The coding region runs from base 1 to 7782 and encodes 2593 amino acids. The record is from RefSeq and is a predicted model, not a curated record.